This is a messenger RNA of Micropterus dolomieu (smallmouth bass), 1914 nucleotides long. RefSeq names its product LIM domain only 4b (gene lmo4b). Bases 482 to 979 code for a protein of 165 amino acids. The record is from RefSeq and is a predicted model, not a curated record. The transcript is spliced from 5 exons. NCBI's taxonomy places the organism in Eukaryota, Metazoa, Chordata, Actinopteri, Centrarchiformes, Centrarchidae.
CUUCCUGUCAGCGACACAUGUAGAACAAGCAGCUAACGGGACCCAGAGAGCACACUGGAGGACAGUCAAUUACAGCCUCUCUGCCAGCCUCGUUCUCACCUUUCUUUUACCAAAACACGCAUUUCUCCAUUUGAGGGAAUUAUGGCAUGCGUAGACAUCUAAUUACGUCUUGCAAUGGACUCCUUUUGUUCCAGCGAAAAAAAGAGCACUAAAGCAGCAACAGUAAAACGGGAGCCAUCCGGUGGAAAUACUAUCUGAUAACUCCAUUUGCUCUGCACUCCGCUCGUUGCCAGUGAAUACCCGAGCUCAAGUCCUCGCUGAGGUUGGCAGUCGCUCGGAGCUGGAGGCCGACCCCGCGCGAUAGUGCGCCCGCGUUUUACCUGUACUUUUUUGGGACUGUUGUCGCCUACCUGUUUACCUACCUACACUUCAAGUCAUUAACUUUCCAGCCAUUACACUUAAAAGAGACAAACGAGGGACAAUGGUGAAUCCCGGAGGCAGCAGCCAGCCACCACCGGUGGGCACAGGUUCUCUGUCCUGGAAGCGGUGUGCAGGCUGCGGGGGCAAGAUCGCAGACCGUUUCCUCCUUUACACCAUGGACAGCUACUGGCACAGCCGAUGCCUCAAGUGCUCCUGCUGCCAGGCCCAGCUGGGCGAAAUCGGCACAUCGUGCUACACAAAAAGUGGCAUGAUCCUCUGUAGAAAUGACUAUAUCAGGUUAUUUGGAAACAGUGGAGCUUGCAGCGCUUGUGGACAAUCCAUUCCAGCCAGUGAACUGGUGAUGAGGGCACAGGGCAACGUGUACCACCUCAAGUGUUUCACAUGUUCCACCUGCCGGAACCGGCUCGUCCCCGGGGAUCGGUUCCACUACAUCAACGGCAGCCUGUUCUGCGAACACGACAGACCCACAGCACUCAUCAACGGCCAUUUGAGUUCACUGCAGACGAACCCACUACUGCCCGACCAGAAGGUGUGUUAGGCGGGAGCAGUGCAGGAAGCAGGAUGUGUGCCUUCAUUUUAGCCCUUACUCAUUGUCACCCGAGACAACGUGGAUCAGCAGCACCCCAGCCUUUUAGCUGUGCACCCAGGCCCUCUGCCCUGAAGGAAUCCUCCACCCAUCUUACCAGUAACCUGACUUUUAUUUCUGCCACACAUGUCCAACGCUCAGCCUUCAACCUCGGCUUUUCCCCAAAUAUGGGUGGAUACUUGCACUUAACGCACCUGAAUCGGGACACUGAGGACUCCAUGACCUUGGAAUAAAUUUUAAAAAAGGAGACUGAUCAGAAUCCAAGGGGACUCUUCAGGAAGAGAAAAUAAAAUAAGACACAAGAGGAUGUUGUGACUGAAGUGAGGGAAGAGAAAAAGACUAGAUUGAAGAUGAGGUUAAAAACAUGCAGACUUUUAACUCUGCAUAUUUGUUUAAAGACAUUUGGGGGGAAACCGGGACCUUUUCAUUUUUCCUCUCUUCCUUUUCUAUUCUUAUUUCCCUACAACAUGGUGUUUCCACUUUAUAUAUUUUAAGUGUUGUCAAAGGGGAAUGUGUUUUUUUUCUUUUGUCAAAUAUAUAUAUAAAAAGAUGGGGUUUUAAAAAAAAAAUCUGUGGCUUUUUGUGGAAUACAAAUCAUGAACACUCUCUUGGUGUAUUUAUAAAACUACCAUGUAUGUACAGUAUGCAUGUAAAUGUUGUUGUCCAGGCGUGGCUACAGUACAUCUGACCCUCCGCACCCAGCUCCAUUCUUCCCUCCUCCCCUCGAAACCUGAACCCAUGGCAAACUGAAGAAAUUUGCUCAUAGUCAGUAAUGUAGAGAUCAUCACCAACAUAUAAAUGCUGAAUGAAAGAGAAAUUUAUUUGUGAUAUUUUCCGAGACAUUUGCUCCAGUAUGGUGUAUUUAAUUAAUAAAAAUAUUAAACAUU